AGCUUCGACAUGUCGACCACGGGUCCCAUAAGUAAUUAUUAUGUGGACUCCUUGAUCAACCAUGAGAAUGAGGAUGUCCUUGCUGCCACUCGGUUUUCGGCGCCCGGUGCGCACCCAGCCGGCCCUCGUCCGACGUCCCUAGUACCGGAGUGUGCUGACUAUCCUUCCUGCAGCUUCGCACCAAAGCCACCCGUCUUCUCCACCUCGUGGGCCCCCGUACACUCGCAGUCAUCAGUGGUUUACCAUCCAUACAGUCACCAACCUCACUUAGGCACAGACUCGAGGUAUAUGCGGUCAUGGCUGGAGCCGAUAUCCGGUGCCGUGCCUUUCCACGGCUAUCCGGGAAACAGCAGGCACUAUGGGCUGAAGCCCGACGCCUUUCAGGAGCACAGAGCCGGAGAAUGUCUCAGCUCCAGCGGACGAACCUACACGGAUUAUCUGUACUGCUCAUCCACUGACAUGCGAGACAAGACGCAGCAGAAUGUCUCUUCUCCCGAGUCGGAGCUGUUGGCUUCAGGGAAACAUAAAGACGAGAAGCCGGAGCUAGAUCCGAAUAAUCCAGUGGCAAAUUGGAUACAUGCUCGGUCGACAAGGAAGAAGCGAUGCCCUUACACAAAGUACCAGACUCUUGAACUGGAAAAGGAGUUCUUGUUUAAUAUGUACCUUACUAGGGACCGCCGAUACGAGGUCGCCAGGGUCCUGAAUCUGACCGAGAGGCAGGUCAAAAUCUGGUUUCAGAACCGGCGAAUGAAGAUGAAGAAAAUGAACAAAGAAAAGACCGACAGCAAAGAACAAUAAUAUUAAUAAGAAUAAGAGUAACACAAAAGGACUGAAGUCACAAAAUAACUAUAACAACCACUAGUCACAUGGACAGCACAGAUGUACCAAAACACAAGACGACCCCUUUCUUCUUCUUCUCCUUC
Sphaeramia orbicularis (orbiculate cardinalfish) is the source of this 923-nucleotide messenger RNA. Its product is annotated as homeobox protein Hox-C9. The record is from RefSeq and is a predicted model, not a curated record. Gene Ontology annotation, biological process: proximal/distal pattern formation; embryonic skeletal system morphogenesis; anterior/posterior pattern specification. Gene Ontology annotation, cellular component: nucleus. Lineage: Eukaryota; Metazoa; Chordata; Actinopteri; Kurtiformes; Apogonidae. Gene Ontology annotation, molecular function: RNA polymerase II cis-regulatory region sequence-specific DNA binding; DNA-binding transcription factor activity, RNA polymerase II-specific. The transcript is spliced from 2 exons. Bases 10 to 798 code for a protein of 262 amino acids.